This is a messenger RNA of Daucus carota subsp. sativus, 633 nucleotides long. Its product is annotated as AP2/ERF and B3 domain-containing transcription repressor TEM1. The record is from RefSeq and is a predicted model, not a curated record. The coding region runs from base 1 to 633 and encodes 210 amino acids. The transcript has 3 exons. Lineage: Eukaryota; Viridiplantae; Streptophyta; Magnoliopsida; Apiales; Apiaceae. Gene Ontology annotation, molecular function: DNA binding; DNA-binding transcription factor activity.
AUGUGUUAUGAUACAAGUCUCAACAGUGAUGCUAGGCUAUCCCCUCCACACAAGCGGAAAAGAUUGGAAAAAGAUGUUGUCAUUGCGAUUCAUGAUGGAGAGUAUCAUGCUCGAGAAUUCCUAUUCAAAAAAGUACUUGCCAAGAGUGAUGUUGGUAGGUUAAGCAGGUUGAUCAUCCCGAAAAGGUUUGCGAUUCAGCACUUUCCCAGCAUUGAUGUCAAUGCACGCCGCUGGAAUAAAUUUGUGAAGGCGUAUAAACUCCAGGCUGGUGACAACGUUCUGUUUUACAAGAAUUACAAUGGAGAUGAAGGCUUUUUUGGUAUUGAAGUUCGUUAUGCAGGUACAAGAAACGUUGUUGGCUCCUUAGCAAAUAAUUUAUACAAUGGAGAAGAGUUCAUAAAUGAUGAUACUGUAAGGGUCAAGGAAGAACAUGAGGUGUCAGCAUCUCAACUCAAGGAAAAAGAUGUUAUGCUAUUUGGCGUUCGUAUAAAAAGAGCGUCCAAAGAUUUUCAAGGUGAAAGCAACGACGUGAUUAAAGAAGAGGAGGAUUAUUUAGUACACAAGGCCGACUAUCGGAGAGUGAAGGAAGAGGAAUUUGAAGGCCUGAAAGUAGACCUUAACUUAUCACUCUGA